CUCUGUUGUCUGGUUUAUAAGACGCAUAUACAUAAGCCGUGCGGUUGUUCAGUUGAAGUCAGAGAUAAUUUCCUCAUCUUAAGUGAAAGAGUUGGGGUGAAUACGGCACUAUGGCUGAGAUAGCGAUUGAAAGAAUAGAGGAUCAAAAUCCUGGAGCUGCUCAUGAAGAGGACCACUCUACAAAGACAAACCAUCCAUCACAACUAACAGAGCCGGUUCAACCAUCAACCUUCCAUCCACCACCACCAUCUUACCAACCUCCACUGUCAACGCAGAUGCUGUCGGAAGCGGGUCACGAAAAUGUGACUAGUUUUGUUCUCGAGGCGGAAACAAAUAACUGCGGGAAUUCAGAGUUUCAGCGGGAACGUUGGACAUCCAAUGUAGAGUUUAUUGCGUCAGUGCUAGCAUUGAGCAUUGACUAUGGGACAUUUACUGUACUUCCCUAUUAUAGCAGGAGAUAUUCAGUUGCCUUCAUGGCAGUCUACGCUGCCUUCUAUUUCAUCCUCGGAGUGCCCAUCCUGUACAUGGAUCUGAGCCUUGGACAAUUCAGUAGCAGAGGACCAGCCCACAUCUGGAAUUUGUGUCCACUGUUCAGAGGAAUAGGCGUUGGGAUGAUGGUUUACUCCGCCAUAUUACUUCCCGUAAUCACUUUGUUUUCAUCGUGGUCUCUGUACUACGUGGUUCAGUCGUUCUCCCCCAUGCUGCCCUGGUCGAACUGCAACAACGCAUGGAACACGCCAACAUGUUUCAAUAGUACCAGAGCUGGCCCGGGUGUACAAUACUUGAACAAAAGAGUUCUGCAGGUGUCUGAAUCCUCCGGACUAGACGACAUGGGAGGUCUCCAGUGGGAGCUAGUUGGCUGUUGUGCUGGCUUGUCAGUUGUAGUCUUCUUUGCUUUGUUUUGGGGAGUAAAGGUUCUUGGGAAGGUUUUCUGCAUCACCAUGUCACUGAUGUUUGUAUUGGCACUGGUUCUGUUCAUCAAAGCAAUGACGCUUCCUGGAUCCUCAGAUGGAUUAGCAUAUCUUUUUACACUGAACUUUGGAGCAGAUCUUACAAGGAAACAUGUGUGGCUCUAUGCCUUCUUACGGGCCAUGUUCCACUUUGGGAUGACAUCGGGUCUCGUUAACAAUCUUGCAAGCUACAGACACUUCAAAUCCUCUGCGUUAAGGGACUCCGUGAUAAUAUGCAGUGUCGGUGCUGUUGGUCGUUUGCUCGCAGCCUUGAUGAUGAUGAGCCUCACCGGGGCUCUGGACAACACAAAACAAUCGUCGAUAUACGAUGUCUCAAUUACAGGUAUAUUUCGUACAAAUAUUUAGAGUGUCUUUCCCUUUACUUACUUUUUCAUUUUAAUCAAGAAAUAUAUACUAACGGAGAAUAUUCACUGACAAGCCUCACACUCACACACAGGACAGAGAGUGACACGUUCUAAAUGAGAUGUAGUCGAACCACUAAAACCCAACAUUCAACCAUUCAAUCUACAUUUGUCGCCUCUUACAAAAAUUCACCUGGGCAAAUCGGGGUCAGAAUUAAUCUCCAGCAACCCAUGCUUGUCAUAAGAGACGACUAACGGGAUCGGUGAUAAGGGUUCACUGACACAUGUCAUGGUAUCCCACGAGUGUGAAGAUCGAUACUCAUAAUAUUAACAAAUGGCUUGUCUGGUCCAUAUAGCUGGAAUAUUGCUCACUGCCACGUUAAACAACUUGCGAACUAACAAACAAAAUGUAUCACGUUCACUUUUGUAUAAAAGUAAUCAAUUCAUGUUAGCAGAGAUUAAAGUUCUCAAGAUUAAGAAAGUUUUCUGUUCACAUGCAAGGAUAAACAUUUUUACUGACAGUAAGAAAUGGAGAGCUGAUCAUAAACAUGUUCUAUUCUGUCUUUCGGAGGCUAAUCAUAUGACUCCUUCCACAGUCCUGAUCACAGAUUCAUGAAUAAUAUUUUCCUACGCCACCUUAGGACAGUUUUGACAACAUUAUCGAGAAUGAUGACAAUCUGAUCUUAGAAAACUUGCAGCUAUUCCUCAUGUUAACAGGCAUAGUAAGAGCACAUGAGUAUAUCCCGGAGCUGUUUCCUCAUCUCCCUGCGUCCCAGUUCUGGAGUUUUGCUUACUUCUGCAUUCUUCUUCUUGUCGGGUUGAAUUCUCAGUUUGUAUAUGCAGACAUGAUCAUCACAGCUGUAGUUGACAGCCUGCCACGCCGAUCUCGCAAGAUAAGAAUCAUGGUUACUGUGGUUACC
Haliotis rubra (blacklip abalone) is the source of this 2232-nucleotide messenger RNA. Its product is annotated as sodium-dependent noradrenaline transporter-like. Gene Ontology annotation, biological process: sodium ion transmembrane transport. Gene Ontology annotation, cellular component: membrane. The record is from RefSeq and is a predicted model, not a curated record. The transcript has 8 exons. The coding region runs from base 111 to 1316 and encodes 401 amino acids. NCBI's taxonomy places the organism in Eukaryota, Metazoa, Mollusca, Gastropoda, Lepetellida, Haliotidae.